CGCCGACAUGCCAGUUCUCGUUUGAACCGUGACUAUCGUGGUUGUCUGUGGCGAGCUUCACAAAGUUUACAACCGCGAAAGGAUUUUCCUUUGUCCCGAUCCACACGGAUCCUGUCGUAUUAUGAGUCCGCGCGAGAGCUGCGAACAAUCACGGCGUAUUGUGGUGCCGAAGCGUGUACGUUCUAUAUCGCGUCGAAGUUCUCGUAACUUACCAAAAUUCUGUGACGGUUAUCCAGCGAAACGCGUGCGCCGGGCGAUUUGAAAUACUUAAGUGUUGUGUGUGAGGACGGUCCGAUAGACGUUGUGCUACCUGUGUUGUUUUUAACUUUUGUAACAAUGUCGACCGGCAAGCGUCUUGCGAAGCGCUCUAUCAUCGGCACGCGUGUUGCGGCGCUGGGUGAUGAAGGACUGUACUAUUCAGGGAUGAUUCAGGCGGUGAAAACGCCGGCGCCGUUCCCGGAGAAUAAUAACUGUAUUAACUUGACUCCUAAUACUCGAUACACUGUGCGGUUUGACGGCGGUAAGCUGACCAGGGAAUAUAGAGACGCUGAGCUGAUCGGGCCCGGUUUCCGGGGCCUAACCGGAGUGCGUUUGAAGGCCGGUCAGCGCGUGUUCCUCACGUACAAUGGGCGCGAGGUGCGCGCUGACGUGCUGGAACACGACCACGAUUCUGAUGAAUUGCGCGUCCAGGUGCAUUCACCUUCAGCAGAGGCGCCAAUAGAACUCAGGAAAAGGCUGGAUGAGAUAAGGCUUCUGGAGUCACGUAAAUCAGCGAGACUGGCUGAUGUUGAUACAGACUUCGCAAGGCUUGCAGAUAUGGCAGGAGACCGCCGUAGAGCCUCCGCUACCAUCGAAGUACCGGCACAUCAUAUGCAGGGGUCUCGCAAACGUGGCCCCAGCAGCUCAUACGACCUUGGCUAUGGAGAACGCGACGAUCAGAUGAAUGAAUGCAACGCAGCCUUGGUGCUGAUGUCUCUGAGCUGCUCACCAAACUCACCACGACCAAGCGCAUGGGGCGGUCGGUCAUCAGUGUCUCCUGGCGCAAGCAGCAGCUCCGGUUCAUCAUGGCGCUCUGGUACUCCAUCACCGCCUCCUGUCUCCUCCUCAUUCAGCGACGAAGGCAUUGCAAUGGACUAUGAAGAUCAUCAUCCACGCAAGAAAAGGGUAAAUAGCGUCGUCUUUGAAUGCACCUGGAGAGGAUGUGGUUACAUCACACACACCUGUUUUUCUAUUGAAGCACAUAUCAGACAGACACACUUAGGGCCAAAGAAAGAAGGUGAAAGUGAUCAUGAAGAGGAGUUCUAUUACACGGAGCGUGAAGUGUCUACGCCAGCACCGCCACCCACUUUAUCCCACCGAGACAUGUGCAGACCUCCACAUGAAGAUCCAGAUUAUCAACGUCAGAUUGUUGGAUCUUACAGACAAGGACUUCUAUCAACAAUGCAGAACAUAUCAGCGAGGUCCAUAAGCAUUCCCGUAACGCAUUCCUGGUCUAACUCACACUCCCCGAAGCACAUGAAAAUAUCAGCAUCAGGUGCAUCCCCUAGCAGCCCGGGCCGCAGACCACGCUCAGACAAUAAGAAAUGCAGGAAGGUGUACGGAAUGGACCAGCGCGAUCAAUGGUGCACGCAGUGCAAAUGGAAGAAAGCGUGCACACGAUUUGGUGAUUAAACGCUGAAUUUGCAAAUGAGGUUUUAUACGAGUAACUUCUACUGCCAGAACAGAUGCCAGGGUUAUUACCCAACAUACCAGGGUAGUGACAUCACCGAACUUUGAGAUAGUGUCGUAUCGGACAUUAAGUAUUUUAAGACAUGAUAUUUUAAAUUUAAGUAAUGUUAAUGGAGACAUAUUUUUCCUUUCCUGUGGAUACAGCAGACAUUGCCCACAUGUUUUUGUAGGGAUACGAAAUGUCUUGAACAGAGACUGUGAAUAUUUUAGACGUAAGCCUAUGUUAGACUGACUUUCGUUUAGUGUGAAAACAUUUGGACAUUAGCGUCUCCUACUCACUAGCAUUUGACCUGUACAGCACAUUGCACAUGCAGAAAUAUCUAUUUUAUGACUAUUAUACUUCUAAAAGCCAAACACCGUAAUAACUAGUCGUAUUUUUUUAUCAAAUUUAUUUGUUUACGAGCUUUGAUUGACUUAAGUUUGCGAAUGACAAUUGACAUAUGUCAGUGAAAUCCGUCCGCGUUCGCGCUGUAAAUAAAUGUUCUCACACUGCGAAAUUAUAAUCUAUAUCGACGGGGUGACCAUCGUUCCAGUCGAAAUAUACAAAUGGUUGAUAUGUUUAUGUAUUGACUGAAUUAGAAAUAUACUUAAUGUAAGUUUUCUCAGGUUUGACUAAAAGACUAAAAUUUAGAUUGGAAUUUUUAAACAUAUCUGUACGUAUACAUGUUGGUCCUGGAGAUGAAGACAAUACUCAGGAUUGAGGAUAAAAGCUUGGACAAGAGAAGGAGAGUCGGUUGAUGUGACGAAAAUUAAUGGUGCUAAUUCUGAUGAACUUAAUUUCAGAGUAUGUAUGAAAUUUCACGAGCGUAGUAGCAUAUUCUUUUACCUAUAGUAGCUCUGACAGAUAACAUAACGAUUUUGACAGCAAACGCUUAUGACUACAGACUACAUAUUCCAAUAGAUUACACAACUUAGACAGAAUUAGCACUAUUAAAGCAAUAAAUAAUAAAUGCUUUAAAUUGACAUCUAAGUUUGAUAAAGACAUUUUAUGACGGAUUAAUUGCCCAAUGUUUUGAAAGGCGUCAAGAAAGAGUUGUCUAUGAAGAUGGCUCUGCAUAUCACUCAUGACCUAAUGGAGUUUAAUUGAGGCGGUAAAUGACACGUAAAAACAUCUUAACGUGAUUUUAUUACGGAAAGGAGAAAUUCUUUUAAUUAAAAAAAAAUUUACCAUACGACCGAUCGGCUCAAGGAAGGAAAACGGACGUGAAAGGAUAUUGCAAGAUGCAAUAUUAUUUAUUAAGUAUUAUACAUAUGUAAAUAAUAUAUAAGUUACGUUUUAUUAUAGGUACCAAAAGCAAUCGUAAUAUAGGGUACCUCGAGUGAAAUAUUUAUGUUCGUUACUUAAUGUGAUUGUUAACGAUAAUUUUAUAGACACGAAGUAUAUUAAAGUUAUGAAUUAAGAAUAAUAUAUUGAAUCAUUUAUCAGCGCGGCGUUUCCAUAUCUUUGGUGUUACCAUUUAAGUUAAAUUCGAAACAGUGCCAAUACAAUGUUUAUUCAAGUGUUCAUGUCUUAUUGGUGCUUUUGCAAAACGCACAGUAAAUUUUAUAUAUUGCGUGACAAGCUGUGGUUUAGGCCAAAUGCCUCGUAGCCACACAGGUAUCGCUUAUCUUGCCAAAUUGCAGUUCAAUUUGACCUGCACCGUUUACCAAAUAUAACAGUUAUUGUCAAAGGUUGUGAUACAAAUUAUUGUAAUGAAAAUUACGAUACUUUAAUUCACAUUGAAAUUCGCGCGCGAAAAACCAAAUGAUCCCCUUUAGGCUAGGAUAACAACUCAGCUAGCGUUUAAUCAACUGCCAUAAUUUAAGAAAUUAGAUUUAUCUAUGGAAUAGAAACAGUAUAGAUUAGCUUAAGCUGGAAGUCAUAGAGUAGUAUUUAAUUAAGUACAAUAAACUUCAUAACGUGCAAAUAUUUCUCUUGUUCCUAUUCCCUCUUGACAUUUUCAAUGUUGCUCUAUGUUUUGUCUAUGGUCAAAAUGCUACUUGGUGCUCGAACUGCUUUUGCUGAAUCAAACCGAUCUCAACAUUCACGAAGCUAUUAGAUUUAUUUACAAAAAUAUUAUUUAUUAGUUUUAUAUUUGUAUUAUUAGAUUUUAUGUUUUAUUUAUUUAGCCAAAUUUGCUCAAUGUACACUCACCAAAGUCAUAAUAAAAAUAGCAGUACAAAGAGCAUAAUAAUGCGCAAAAAGUAUUUGUAAAUUGCCGACUUGGCGGCUUGCGUUCAUAUCAUAUAAAGGCGGUUUUGAUCGUCGAAAAAUAAUUUUAGUUAUACGAACGCUAGUCUAGACUAAGUCUUAUUCUGAAACAUUUUUUCAUAGAUUUUAUUUUCGAGAGUGUAUCUUUAUUAGUUACAUACAGUCGCGUUGUGAGAAUUACUCAAUAAUAAUUUAAAUAAAUUAUUGUUUAGUAGACUCUAAAGGUACUUAUCACUGUAUUUAUAAGUUUUCAUAUAUUUUUAUACAGUUUCCCAUCACCGCUUUUCUGUCAUAUAAAUAACUAUAUGUAAAUUACUGUGCCUCUUCUUAAACUUAAUAUAUAAUAAGAGAAAAAUGUAAAUAUGUAUAAUUGAUACUUAAGUACCUUCCCGUUACAAGUUGAGAGAAUAUACCUAGUAGAAUAUUGCUUUAAUCGGCCAAUAGAUUUCCAAUUUCGUUCCAUAGACAAGGUUGAACAAAAAAGUUUUAUCUAUUAUCUGUAUUUAUAACUGAUAGCUUAUAAUCUGUGUAACUACAAUCUGUAAAUUGUUGUGGGCAAUAUAAUUUUAUGAAAAUAUGUCUCCUAAAUUUAUGUAAUAACAGAAAUAGGUGUGGUUCUAUGGGUUAGACGCAUUACAUCAAAGUACCUUAAAUAGUUUAAACUGGAAAAUUCACCUUCAUUUAUUCUUUGAUUUUUAUAAUUAGUAUUAUUAAAUUUUCUAUUUAUUUAGACAAUGUUCACGAUGACAUAUUUUUAAGUAGUUAAUUGUUUUAUAUUUUUAUCUUAUUUUAAUUUUUAGGGCGUGUCCCGUCAAUGUAUCAUUAAUAUAUUUACGAUGGUUACCAGUAGAUGUAAGAUGUGUGUCUUUAUCGGAACAUUGAUACGAUUCGUUCUCGAUGUAGGCAUAUUUCCAUAUUAAAAUUAUUGUUAUUGUCAAUAUCACAGAAGUGCAUAACCCGCUGUCAGCAUUACAUUUAUUUAUGAAUCAACUGUUAAAAUAAUACGUAAGAAUUUUGGCGCGAAAUGUUUAUGGCCAAACUUCAAGGUCAAUUGUCAAAUUAUGUGCACAGACUGAGGUCAGAGGUGUUUUUAGUUGGGAAUCGUUGCAAUAUUUGCUGAUGAUAUUAAACAUACUUAAAGAGAUGCCUAAUUUUUAUGGUUAAUUACCUAUUAAUAAAUAGGUUACGCCAGGUCACGUAACUAUUUCCAAACCAAAACAUUGGCGAUCGUAAUUCACUUUGUCUAUGGCUGAUAUUAAAAAAUGAGACUUAGCGCUAAGCCUGACUCGCGUACGUCAAAUUAAGUGCAAAGUUUAGUUUUUUAAUCUCACCCUAAAGCUCUGGCGGUAGAUACCAAAUCAAUGCCAAAUAAUCACGCUUGUCUGCCCUCAAUUUUUGUCUAAACAUAACUGCUGACAGUUCAUCUAUUGUGAUAUUUAUAAUUUUUUUUUUAUAGUAGAUGAAAUCUUGUGUUAAACGUUAUAUAUUAACUAGCCGCUAAGUAUUGUUACUUUAAAUAGUACCUCCUAAAAGCCUUAAACCGUUUUCAGAUAUACCACAUUCCAUAGAUUAUCUAUGGAAUACAGAUUCAAAUUGUAACAAAUUUUGAAUAAAAUAAUUAUAACUGUGGGUCUACCAUGAAUACGUCAAUAUAUCAUUGUCCUACCAAGUGAGCCUCAUGAUGAGGAUGACCUUACCGAUUUCUUGAAGAGGCUUUGCUUCUAAUUGACUAGUUUACAGUACCCGUUUAUACCGCAUGUGUGUGAUGUGUCAUAGAAUAGCAUGUCAAACUCCUGGGGGCUUAGACACGAUGCCUUAACAGUAGUUUAAUUGUAACUAAAUUUGUAUUAAAAUACGACACGAACUGUCAUUUUCAUACAAAUUUAGUUUACCACUUUGUAUAUACACUUCUGUUAAGGCAUCUUGUCUAAACCCCUGGUAGAGAUAAUGGAACUAAUUCAGAGACAAGACUCAGCGCUACGUAUGACAGUUUGUCAACAGCCUUUUGACAGAUGACAGGUGUCAUAUUUAGUGAAGUAGUUCGGUUAAAACGUCAUGGUAGUCCCCGUUUUACGGUCUAAAGAUUUUCCUUAAGGUACAUUCAGCUCUCUAUAAAUAGUCGAAUUGUGAAACACCAUUCAAAGGACAUUGUUUCACAGAUUAUAAAACAUUAUAAUCACAGAUUAUGUUAAUUUUGAACAAUGUAUUGAAUUAUUUUCCCGAAAUGAAUUGUGAAAAAUAUAUUAAAAAUGUAGUACUAUCUCUCGAUAUUGUUUUAUGAGAUUUGCAAAAAUUGUAAUGAAUUAUAUUAUAUUAAGUAAUAGAUCUUAUAAUUUAUUGGAUAUGUUAUAUUACGAUAUUAUAUAAUAUAUUUAUUAUUUUACAAAUAUAAAUUUAGACCUAA
Pieris napi is the source of this 6323-nucleotide messenger RNA. RefSeq names its product zinc finger protein 395 (gene Glut4EF). The transcript has 8 exons. The record is from RefSeq and is a predicted model, not a curated record. Bases 337 to 1671 code for a protein of 444 amino acids. Gene Ontology annotation, molecular function: RNA polymerase II cis-regulatory region sequence-specific DNA binding; DNA-binding transcription factor activity. NCBI's taxonomy places the organism in Eukaryota, Metazoa, Arthropoda, Insecta, Lepidoptera, Pieridae. Gene Ontology annotation, biological process: regulation of transcription by RNA polymerase II. Gene Ontology annotation, cellular component: nucleus.